Messenger RNA from Diversispora eburnea, 315 nucleotides. Lineage: Eukaryota; Fungi; Glomeromycota; Glomeromycetes; Diversisporales; Diversisporaceae. The record is from the annotation of a GenBank genome assembly.
AUGUCACCAGUAAAUGAAUAUGGAUUAAGAUCAUUGGUGAAAAUGAUUGCACCAAUGGCUCCCAGUAUUGUUGAUGAGAAAGCAUUUUCUGUUGAAGAAGUUACUUGUGCUGUUCAGAUUGAUGGAAAAAUGAGAUUUACAAUAAAAUUACCUACCACAAUGUUACAUGAUAAUUUAUUAAUAGAAUCAUUAAUCAAGAAAUCAAAAAAUAAUGAAAAAUGGUUUAUUGAUAAUAAUGGUAAUGAAAAGAAAAUUAAAAAAGUUAUACAUGUUGGUGGUGGUGAAUUACAAGUUAAAGCUGAAGUUUUUAUCUAA